AUGCUUCGCCGCACCUCUCUCGCGUGCAGCUACAGAGCCUCGCUCGAGCUGGACCGCAUCCGCAGCAUGCUUCGUGGCCGGGCGCGUCUCGAGCGGAAGGUUGGACUAAAGCGUUUGUUUUUUCUCAUGCGUACGCAAACUCGGUACCGGGUGGAGCAGCAGUCCCAUUGGAACCGGGCGAUUGUGCGAAAAAAUGUAGACAGCGCUGCCCGCGAGCAUGGCACCGGGUGGGCGCAGCUGCGCAACGAGUUUGGACGGCAAAACAUAUUGCUGCUUCCCCGCUCCCAACAGAUGCUUGCGCAGUAUGAGCCAUUGGCGUUUCGCGCGGUUGUCGAGCUUUGUGCCUCGCGCAUUCCACCGCCCCCACCGCCGGUGUUUACAAAGGUGCCGGAGGAAGCUUACAUGCCGCGAUCCAACAAUCCACAGGAGUCUCAUCCGGCCGCCAGAGUGGAGUUACGACGUGGCGUGGAGCGCGUGCUGCAGUGUGCUCCGUCCAAGUUGCGGGAGGCUGUGCACGGCGAUGCCGACAGGCUGAUGGAGGCCUGGAAGGAGUUUGAUGUUGCGGCAGGAGGAGGAAAAAAGUGA
Molecule: messenger RNA, 585 nt
Organism: Trypanosoma cruzi
Lineage: Eukaryota; Euglenozoa; Kinetoplastea; Trypanosomatida; Trypanosomatidae
Exons: 1
Coding region: 1-585 (194 amino acids)
Biological process (GO): translation; ribosomal large subunit assembly
Cellular component (GO): ribosome
Molecular function (GO): rRNA binding; structural constituent of ribosome
Source: RefSeq, a predicted model, not a curated record